This is a messenger RNA of Pyrgilauda ruficollis (rufous-necked snowfinch), 2298 nucleotides long. It is a transcript of the gene CIAO3, whose product is annotated as cytosolic iron-sulfur assembly component 3. NCBI's taxonomy places the organism in Eukaryota, Metazoa, Chordata, Aves, Passeriformes, Passeridae. The record is from RefSeq and is a predicted model, not a curated record. The transcript is spliced from 9 exons. Gene Ontology annotation, cellular component: cytosolic [4Fe-4S] assembly targeting complex. Gene Ontology annotation, molecular function: 4 iron, 4 sulfur cluster binding. Gene Ontology annotation, biological process: iron-sulfur cluster assembly. Bases 80 to 1495 code for a protein of 471 amino acids.
UUUUACGACAGUGCUGCUGCUCGCUUUGCGGCGGUGCUGUAGUCCCGUGUCACGACGAUCGCGCUCGCUUUGCGGCGGCAUGGCGGCGCGGUUCAGCGGGGUGCUGCAGCUGACGGAGCUGGACGAUUUCAUCGCCCCCUCGCAGGAGUGCAUCCAGCCUGUCAGAGUGGACAAGAAUCCUGGGAAAGCAGCAGCCAGGAUCAGAAUCGAAGCUGAUGGGAGCUAUUUCCAGGUCAAUCAGGAUGGGGAAGCACAAAAACUGGAGAAGGCCAAAAUCAGCCUGAAUGAUUGCCUGGCCUGCAGUGGCUGCAUCACCUCAGCUGAGAGUGUCCUGGUGAGCCAGCAGAGCCACGGGGAGCUCUGCAAGGUGCUGGCUCUCAACAAGGCUGCUGCUGCCCACGAGCAGAAGCUGGUGGUGGUUUCUGUCUCCCCCCAGUCCAGAGCCUCCCUGGCUGCAAGGUGCAAACUGGGGCUGCUGGAGACAGCCCAGAAGCUGACCACCUUCCUCAAGGGUUUAGGCAAGUGUGGGCUUUCCUGCUCUCUGGGCUUGCUGACACUGACUGCAGCUGAAAUUGGCUUUAGGAGAGAAAUCAUUUCAUUUACUCAUAAAUAUUUAAAUACACAGAUACUCAGUCACGGUGGGGACCAUUCCAGGGACACAGUGGCAUUAUUUUCCCCACUGCUUUGCUCCUGGAAUGCCCUCCCUGAGGGCAGGGGGAUUUUGGCUGCCCUGGCUGCCCCAGCCUUGUCUCCCUUGCAGCACCUGCCCCCUGACAGGAUCUACCACGUCACAGUCAUGCCCUGCUAUGACAAAAAGCUGGAGGCCUCCAGGCCAGACUUCUUCAACCAGGAAUACCAGAGCAGGGAUGUGGAUUGUGUCAUCACCACAGGAGAAGUGCUGAAGCUGCUGGAGCAAGAAGGAGUGUCCCUGUCAGAUGUAGAUCCUUCUCCCCUGGACACUGUGCUCGGCGGGGCUGCGGAGGAGCUGCGCUCGCACCGCGGCGGGGGCUCGGGCGGCUUCCUGGAGCACAUCUUCAGCCACGCUGCCCGGGAGCUCUUCGGCAUCCACGGGGCCUCCAUCCACUACAAACCUCUCAAGAACAAGGACUUCCAGGAGGUGACCCUGGAGAGGGAUGGAGAGGUGCUGCUGCACUUUGCCCUGGCCUAUGGGUUCAGGAACAUCCAGAACCUGGUGCAGAAGCUGAAGAGAGGGAAGUGCCCCUAUCACUACGUGGAGGUGAUGGCCUGUCCCUCAGGCUGUUUGAAUGGAGGAGGGCAGAUCAAACUGGAGGGAGAAUCCAGCAAGGAGGAGCUGCAGCAGGUGGAGAGGUUGUAUGACUCCCUGAGGGCUGAGAUUCCAGAGGAAAACCAGGCUGUGAGGGAGCUCUACGAGCACUGGCUGGGGGGCUGGGGCUCAGAGAGGGCUCUGCAGGUGCUGCACACUCAGUACCACGCUGUGGAGAGAGCCAGCUCUGCCCUCAGCAUCAAGUGGUGAGGGCUGCCCAGCCCAGGAGACCCUCAGUGCCUUCUGAACUCACACUGCUGCUCCUCCAGGGGCUCUGUGCAGCUCCUGCCUCUGGGACAGUGCCUGGCACUGCUGGUUCCUCCAGCUGGAGGGAGAGGUGAUGGCAAUAACCCCAAAGUGUGACAGGGACACAGCAGGAGAGGCAGAAACACAUCCCGGGCUGAUGGGACAGCCCCUGCACUGCUCCACCAGCCCCAGUCCUGCCAGAACUGAGGAGCUCAAGGAUUCAGAGUCAGCUCCAGGCUGAGCUUUGUGCCACAGCCCAAUUUCCUUCCUCCAGGCCUUGCUGGAUUGUCACAGCACUCAGUUCUGUGCCUGCCUCUGCUGGAACAGCCUCAUUCCAUUAGAAAUGGUCUCAUUCCAGGCCUGGAGUUCUCCCUCUCACUGCCCUGCAGGGUCUGUGCCCUCAGAGAGGGGAUCCAAAGCCUGGGAUCCGCCCUGGGGCUGGAGUGAAUGCUGGGAUUCCUUUUCCUUAAAUUAUAAUAAUUUAUACCAAGGGCAAUUCCUUCUCUGUGUUUUCUUCCUGAACACUCAGCAGGGAGUCAGAGAAUUGUCACAUUCACCCACCCUCAGCAGCCACUUACUGAGGGAUAAUAUCCCUAAAUCCAGACAAAACAGGCACUUAGUGCUGGAUAACAUCCUGAAAUUACCACAGAAUAAUUCCUGACCUUGGGGCUGGCAGGAACCAAAGCCUCCUCUGCACUUUCUUCCAAUGAAUCCACAGAGCAAAUGCUGAAUUUUCAUGUUUUUAAUUAAAAGCUUUCCAUUUUUCA